Blepharisma stoltei is the source of this 525-nucleotide messenger RNA. NCBI's taxonomy places the organism in Eukaryota, Ciliophora, Heterotrichea, Heterotrichida, Blepharismidae. The record is from the annotation of a GenBank genome assembly.
AUGUAUAUGCUAAAAAAUUAUAUCUAUUUCAAUAAGAAUGUCUACUGCUUUGGAGGAUAUGGUGAAAAAAAUGUUGCUUUUCCUAUAUCUAUGAGAUUUGAUUUAGAUAAAAACCUAUGAUUUAAUAUAGCUCCAAUGCCAAAAGCUGAUGCGAUUUGUCAUAGUGCUAUAUUUAAUGAAAAUAUUCUAAUUUCUGGGCAUGUAAAUAAAAAUAUUUUGUUAUACUCAGUUGACUUGGAUUCUUUUUCUAUAAUUCCUUAUGAUUUUUCAGAGUGUAAAACAAAGAUCAUUAUAAAUGCAGAUAGGCUGUAUUUGAUUGAGGACAGAAAGGGUCAUAUAUAUGAGAGCGAAGUUGGAAAUGAGUAUGCUUGAAAUAAAAUAGCAAAUUCAAUUAUUGAAUAUACAGAUCAAAUGUAUGCUUCUUAUAAUAAAGGAGAAAUUUAUAUAAUUAUUUCUUCUACAAUGAGAGCUUGAAUGUUUUUAUUUAUUUUCAACAAAGGAUUUUCUAACAUAAAAAAGUUAUAA